Messenger RNA from Durio zibethinus, 3481 nucleotides. RefSeq names its product putative pentatricopeptide repeat-containing protein At3g23330. The record is from RefSeq and is a predicted model, not a curated record. Gene Ontology annotation, molecular function: RNA binding; protein binding; zinc ion binding. Lineage: Eukaryota; Viridiplantae; Streptophyta; Magnoliopsida; Malvales; Malvaceae. Gene Ontology annotation, biological process: RNA modification.
CGCAUCCAUUCCCUCUUUUACAAAUAUCCCUCUCUCUAUGACUUCCAACAAUUCUGCCAUGCGAGUAGACCAUUGGAGUUAAGCGCAGUGUGGCAAAUCCAAUCUUCACCCAAAUAAUCUGUCCAACGCUAUGAUUGAGAAUGAAAGAAAUGAAACCAAAAUAAAAUUUGCAUAGCCAUGUUCACUUCAUGAAUUCCAUUGCCCCCUUGUAUUUCUUCCUUCAUCCUUUCUCUUUAACCAAACAUACCAUUACGCUUCUAAGAAUGCAGCCUCUAUUCCUAGCACCACUGAUAAAAUGUUUCCCACUUAUUUAACCCCUAAGAAACAUCUUAAAAACGCCACCAUUUUUCUCUUUGUCUUUAAGAAAAUAGUUCCCUACAGUUUCAAUCAAUGUAAAUUCUACUCCAACCAAUCUUUACCUUUACCCACUGAUAAUUCCCGUCAUGCUAAGGCCAUAAAAGAUGGCUCCGUUCAAAACUUAAACGUAGCUAACCACCUUUUAAAUGUCUACGGGAGGUCUAAAAAUUUAAGCCAUGCACUUAAAUUGUUUGAUGAAAUGUCCCAUAGAGACGUGCGAACGUGGACAAUAAUAGUUUCUACUUUUGCACGUGUUGGUUCUAAUAUGAUUGUGUUGGAACUUUUUAAUGACAUGCAAAAUGAGGGUGUAAAACCAAACCAAUUCACUCUGUCAAGUGUUUUGAAGUGUUGUUCUAGUUUGAGUGAGCUUAGGAUAGGGAAAGGAGUUCAUGGGUGGAUUUUAAGGAAUGGGGUUGCUUUUGAUGUCGUUUUGGAGAAUGCCCUUCUUGAUUUUUAUGUCAAAUGUGAGGAUUUUGGAUCUGCCAAAUGGUUGUUUGAGUUAAUGGGAGAGAGAACUAGUGUAACAUGGAAUAUAAUGAUUGGUGCACAUUUGAACACUGGAGAUGUGGAUAAGGCUGUUGAUUUGUUUAGAAGGUUGAGUUUUAAGGAUGUUGCUGGUUGGAAUACAAUUAUAAAUGGCGUAAUGCGAAAUGGGUUUGAAAGAAUUGCAUUGAAACUACUUUUUGAGAUGGUAAAAGGUGGAACUUUGCUGAAUGAAGUUACUUUUUCCAUAGCUUUGGUUUUGGUUUCAUCAUUAAUAGAUUUAGAAUUAGGGAAACAGAUUCAUGGGAGGGUGUUGAGAUUGGGAAUUCAUGUUGACGGGUUCAUAAGGAAUUCACUAAUUGAUAUGUAUUGCAAAUGUGGGAAAAUGGAACUGGCAUCAAAAGUUUUUGAGAAAAUGGAUAUGGAUUUUAGGAGGGAAGAAAAUUCCAUUGAAGAAAUUAUUUCCAGGAGUUCGAUUAUUUCUGGAUUGAUUCUAAAUUGUGAGUUUGAAGAUGCUUUUAAAACAUUUACCUCUAUGAUUCAUAAAGAAAUUGAGGUUGAUAGGUUUACUGUCACAGGCAUUCUUUCUGCUUGUGCUAAUUGUGGAGUUUUGCAACUUGGUCAGCAGGUUCAUGCUCUCAUUCAGAAAAUUGGGCACAAAGUAGAUGCUUAUUUGGGAUCCUCAUUGAUUGACAUGUAUGCUAAAUGUGGAAACUUGGGUGAUGCUCAGAUGAUUUUCAAGCAAACUAAUGAUAAGAAUGUUGUGUUGUGGACAUCGAUGAUAUCUAGUUGUGCUUUACAUGGUCAAGGGAGGGAGGCUGUCCAGCUAUUUGAAUUCUUGACAAGUGAGGGAAUUAUGCCAAAUGAGGUAACUUUCAUUGCGGUUUUAACUGCAUGCAGCCAUGCGGGGCUGGUUGAAGAAGGUUGCAGAUAUUUCAGACUGAUGAAAGAAGUUUAUGGUAUCAAGCCUGGAGUUGAGCAUUUCACUUGCAUGGUUGAUUUAUAUGGGCGAGCUGGUCAGUUGAGCGAGACAAAGAAGUUUAUUGAUGAAAAUGGCAUCUAUCACAUGAGUGCAGUGUGGAGGUCAUUCCUGUCAUCUUGUCUACUUCAUAGAAAUGUUGAGAUGGCAGAAUGGGUUUCUGAAAAGCUACUUCGUCUGGAACCACUUGAUGCUGGACCUUAUGUCUUGCUAUCAAAUAUUUGUGCCACAAAACAAAGAUGGGAGGAGGCCACAGAACUGAGGAGCUUGAUGCAAAGCAGAGGGGUUAAAAAGCAUCCUGGUCAAUCUUGGAUCCAGAUCAAGGAUCAGGUUCACACUUUUGUCAUGGGGGAUAGAUCCCAUCCACAAAAGGAUGAGAUAUAUGCAUAUUUGGACAAGCUAAUUGGAAGAUUGAGGGAAAUUGGGUACUCAUUUGAUGCCAAACUGGUGAUGCAAGAUGUGGAAGAAGAGCAAGGGAAAAUGCUGCUUGGUUUCCACAGUGAAAAAUUUGCUACUGCUUACAGUAUCAUUAGCACGACAUCUCAAACACCAAUUCGGAUAAUGAAGAACCUUUGAGUUUGCAAUAACUGUCAUAAUUUUUUGAAAUAUACUUCUCAGCUUCUAGAUAGGGAAAUAAUUGGGAGAGAUAUUCGUAGAUUUCAUCAUUUUAAGCAUGGCUGCUGCUCUUGCAGAGAUUAAUGGUGAUUGAACUGGUGCUUGUCAUGUGUCUCAUAGUGUUAGUUUUAAUUAUUUCAUUGGUGUACAGAAUCCCGUUGCCUUAACGGGAGUGUUACCAGUGUCGAGCCAGCAUCGAGUAUAACAUGGAAGGGAUAUCUUUUCUCAAGGGAUGGCCCAUGGUGAGUUUGAGCUUUGGCAUUCAGCCGACUUUCCACCUCAAUCACAGCUGUCUUGUCACCUUUCAGAGCUUGUCUUAUUGAUGCCUGUGGUUCAGAAGGACCUUCAUCCGCAUCCCACUACAGGAUGGACUUCAACUGCACGGGGUAAGCCACUCCUGCUUCUGUUUUGUGUUCAACCUACUUACAGUGGGCCUCUUGGUUUUAAGUGAGGAAUAGGACCUUCACAAGCCAUGAACCCAUGUUUAAGGCACCGAAUCACACGCAUAUCAACAGGCAUCCAGGUGUUUGUGUCUGUGAUCUCUUAUGUUAUCAUAGCUAACUAUAAUCCACCAUCCGUUUUGUCCAAAGCCGGAUGUCCUCAUGCAAACACUGGUGUACAGAAUCUAGUUGCCUUUACUGCUCCUAUGUGCUUACACAAGCAUCCUGAACGGAAGUUGAAGAUUUUGUCAAUCCCAUUAAGUAGCUUAGGGGAUAACAUGUCAUCAAUAUUCAAUUCCAAAGAAUAUGCUGAAGUGAAAAUAAAGAUGGAAAUUUGCUUUAAUGGCACUUCUUUAUGAGUUGUGUGGGAUCUGAAUUAGCUUUGAAAUAGUACCCAUCUGCAACAUAUGUUAUGGCUGCAGCCCUGCAGCUUAUCUGAUAUCGUGACAUUUAUUGUUUUCUUGAAACUAAAAAUAUUUUGUGAUUGCUUCAAUCUAAUAGCCAAUGAAUCUACAAACUUUACAACAUCCAUUCUUUUUUCCAUGGUUUCUUUUUCUGAGAAUUAGAAUCCUGAAGUUCUUAAUCGAGCAGCAGUAAACGUAUAGGA